This is a messenger RNA of Oncorhynchus tshawytscha (Chinook salmon), 2335 nucleotides long. RefSeq lists its product as uncharacterized. Lineage: Eukaryota; Metazoa; Chordata; Actinopteri; Salmoniformes; Salmonidae. Gene Ontology annotation, molecular function: GTPase activity; GTP binding. Gene Ontology annotation, cellular component: membrane. The record is from RefSeq and is a predicted model, not a curated record. The coding region runs from base 170 to 1867 and encodes 565 amino acids. The transcript has 3 exons.
GUCAACAUUGAAGUGAAUGGGGUUCAGAUGUUUUUCCUAAAGAAUUUACCACAUCGGCAAUCCUCCAGAAGACAAGGAUUACUCAAUACAAAAGGAAAAAACACUGUAGUGAUAUUAGCCUUAAAAUCAAGUCUGCAUAUAAUUUUCUUUUAUCUCUGCAAGGGAGAUCAUGAUGACUGGGAAACUGAGUGAAGAAAUGGUGGAACUGCUGCUUGCACCAUGGCGUUCGUCUCCACGGGCGACGGGACUGGAGGGCAGGCUGGUGGCGGCGUUGGAACUGUAUGACCACUUCCCUUUAGAUGUGGCUGUUACUGGGGGAACCCAGGAGGCCAACACUCAAUUGGCCAGAGCACUGUGUGGGUUAGGAAAUGAGGAGGAGGAGGAAGAGGAGGAGGAAGAGGAGGAGAAAAGUGAGGAUGAGGAAGCUAGUGAUGAUGAUGAUGAAAUUGAGAUUUCGGGGACUCUGACUAAAAUGUUUGAGAGAGAAGGAAAAGGACAGGUUAAGGAAAGUGAGCAGGACGACAACAAGAGAGAUGACCCUCCCACUGAGAACCAACCGAUCGUCCUGCACCCCAAAUCACCAAUGAUCCUGCACCCUAAAAUCCCCAACAUUCGGAUUUGGACAAUUCCAAGCCUCGAUGGCCAAAACCACCCUAUUGAACACUUCGAUGUGUUGGUGGUCCUCACCUCAGUGCAGCACCAGGACAACCUCCCAGGGCCUAUCAUGGAGCUCCGCGACAGGGACCAACCGCUGUUCUUAGUCAGAGCUGAACAGGAGUGGGACCUGGUCCAGGAGAAGCUCACAGGACCCUGUAAGACCUGUGCCUGGGAGAGAAUGAGAGCCCGUCAGAUGGAGAUUGAGAGGAAGAGGCUGGCAGCCACAGCUGAAGAUGCUGAAGUCCCAGAGGAUGUGAAGCAAACGUUACUAGAGUUAAGGGAAAUUGGAGCGACCAUGACUACAGCUCUGCCUGAGCUGAGAAAGAAAGCAUUCUGUCAGUUCAUGGUGGAUGUUUUCAGAGAAAACAGAGUUCCAAAACUGCUGAGGAAUGAUGAACAGUCUCUGCUGUCAGCUGGACUGAGAAUGGAUAAGGUGCAUCCGGGGGAUAUUGAUCGGAAUGGACACCUGUUCGAGUCCAGAGAUCUGACCAACCCCCCAUCCAGACUUCUCUCCGCCCUCACGGCCUUGGAGCACCUCCGACUGGACCUGGGCGUCCUGGGGCAGACGGGUUGCGGAAGCUCCAGCCUAGUCAACUCCCUCCUGGGCUUGAAGAACCAGGACGAGAGGGCGUCUCCCACUGGAGUCACGGAAACCACCAUGGAGGCUCUGGGGUUCCCACACCCUGAGCUGCCUAAUGUCUGGCUGUGGGAUCUACCAGGCAUGGGCAGGGUGGGGGAACUGGCUCCCUCAUCGACCAAGACAGAUCAGAAGGCUCUUUCAUCUUCUCCGCAACCUCCAUCUCCAUUCCCUCCGAUGUCGCUGACUCCUCUGCACCCACUAUGUGAUGUCUACAUCCUGGUCUCGCCUCUCAGGCUUAGCCAGGUCUGUGUCCAGCUGCUGCAGAGUCUGUCAGCUCAGGGGAGGAUGUGCUACCUGGUCCUCUCCAAGGCUGACCUAAUGGGGGAAGGAGCUGUUGAAGAGGUUAGAAGGUGGAGUGAGGAGGCCCUAGGUCGACUAGGCCUCAAACAUACCACUUUCCUGGUGUCAGCUCUCCACCCAGGGGAGCUGGACUUCCCCAGGCUGCAGGAGCUGUUGUGUAGUGCACUGGCUUCCCACAGAAAGGCUGCCCUUGUUCACUAUGUUGUAGAACUUUUGGAAUCAGAGGUGUGGGGGGGAAAGGACCAGGCAGACCCUUGUAAGCUUCAGUGACAUGUAAUUUCAACAAACUGUAUUUGUUUUGUUUUAUUUAACCUUUAAUUAACUAGCUAUAUAGCUAGGUACAUUAUUUUUUUAAAUCUGUCUCCUGUUGUAUCAAAGCCAUGAUGUGAGACGUCAGAGGCUCUGGAUAAUCUGAAUGACUGGGUCCAUGUUCUAUAUUAAAAUCUAAAUCAAAUCUAAGUUUAUUGGUAGUGUACAUGAAUUUAAAAUGGAAUCAAAUUGUAUUUAUCACAUAUGCUAAAUACAACCUUACAGUAAAAUGCUUACUUACCAGAUUUGCAGGUGUUAUGGCAGGUGCAGCAAAACACUUAUGUUACUAUCUCCAACAGUGCAGUAGAAUGUCUCACAAAUACAAUACAAAUGUACAAAUAAUCAUUGUAUGGUAAAGUUGUAUCCAGUUUAUGAAGUUAUGGGUCAUUGUGGUUUUAAGCAAAUAAAAAUAAAUACAUGAAAUAAAAU